GAUGAAGGACAAACAGAAGAGGAAGAAGGAGCGCACGUGGGCCGAGGCCGCGCGCCUGGUAUUAGAAAACUACUCGGAUGCUCCAAUGACACCAAAACAGAUUCUGCAGGUCAUAGAGGCAGAAGGACUAAAGGAAAUGAGAAGUGGGACAUCCCCUCUUGCGUGCCUCAAUGCCAUGCUACAUUCCAAUUCGAGAGGAGGAGAGGGGCUAUUUUAUAAACUGCCUGGCCGAAUCAGCCUUUUCACCCUCAAGAUUGUAUUCAAUUGA
This is a messenger RNA of Galeopterus variegatus (Sunda flying lemur), 268 nucleotides long. Its product is annotated as putative Polycomb group protein ASXL1. Gene Ontology annotation, biological process: animal organ morphogenesis; positive regulation of transcription by RNA polymerase II. The record is from RefSeq and is a predicted model, not a curated record. Gene Ontology annotation, molecular function: peroxisome proliferator activated receptor binding; chromatin binding. The transcript has 5 exons. NCBI's taxonomy places the organism in Eukaryota, Metazoa, Chordata, Mammalia, Dermoptera, Cynocephalidae. The coding region runs from base 2 to 268 and encodes 88 amino acids. Gene Ontology annotation, cellular component: PR-DUB complex.